Bactrocera latifrons is the source of this 1370-nucleotide messenger RNA. Its product is annotated as ubiquitin-conjugating enzyme E2 J2-like. Lineage: Eukaryota; Metazoa; Arthropoda; Insecta; Diptera; Tephritidae. The record is from RefSeq and is a predicted model, not a curated record. Bases 301 to 1083 code for a protein of 260 amino acids. The transcript has 4 exons.
ACAAUCGGUUCAUGUAAUAUCUUUACAACGAAUAAGAAAAAAAGCAGUGUUUCUAUUUGUUAUUACAUUAAAAUUGUUUUAAAGAUACAAUCGUAGUAAACUUAGUAUCAUCGUGGGGAGGUAUCUUACAAAAAUUUUACGAUUUCCGUUCCAAGAAGCUUGCUAAAUGCCGUUAGCGGACUACUUAAAACCUGUCAGUAUUUGAUUUAACAUUAUAAACAGUCAAAGUUACAAAAAUUCAGUCAUCCCAAUAAUAGUGUACUUUAUUUGACGUUCGAUAUUCUAGAAUAUAAAAUAAAAAUGUCAGUUACAACGAAAGGUCGAAAACAGCCUACUGCUAUAUCUCGCAUGAAGCAAGACUAUAUGCGGCUGAAACGUGAUCCCCUGCCAUAUAUAACAGCUGAACCACUGCCAAAUAAUAUACUUGAAUGGCAUUACGUAGUGAAAGGCCCCGCUAAUACACCUUAUUAUGGUGGUUUCUAUCAUGGUACUUUAGUCUUCCCUCGUGAAUUUCCGUUCAAGCCGCCAUCAAUUUACAUGCUUACUCCAAAUGGCCGCUUCAAAACGAAUACAAGAUUAUGUCUAAGUAUAUCAGAUUUCCAUCCAGAUACUUGGAACCCAACUUGGUGUGUUGGCACCAUACUCACUGGUUUACUAAGUUUCAUGUUGGAGACAACACCAACCCUUGGAUCCAUAGAGUCAACCCAAUACGAAAAGCAACAAUACGCAAAAAAAUCGCUUGCUUACAACCUAAAAAAUCAACACUUUCGCGACUUGUUUCCAGAAAUUUGUGAGGAAAUUAACAAAAGAAUAGAAGACGAACAAAAAUCUGUUACUAAGUCUACCGCAAUGUCAAAUGGAUCAAGUAGAUUAAAUAACAGUAACAAUGAAUUGCCCAAUGGUGAUAUGUGUGGUUUAGAAAGUAUUGUUGAUAAUCCACAACUUAGGGGAGUUGGAGCAAACAGUACAGGGAACUCUUUCAUUAAUUGGCAUUCAAUUUAUUCAAAUUUAAUAAUUUUAAUUAGUUUUGCAAUAUUUGCACUAAUGGUAAACUAUGUGAUCAAGAAUAUAAAUCAAGAAUAGAAAUAUACAAAAUAUAUAUUAUUCUCCAUUAUGAAUAGAUAAAUAUAAAUAUAACACUGAAUUUCAUUCCUCUAUAAUAUAAAACAUUAUUUGUAUAUACAUGUUAUCGUAUCUAUAACCAAUAAUAUUGUAUCAUAAAAAUACAGCGCUAGUAUAUAAAUUUAAAACAAUUUAUUUGUAAAUAUAAGCACUUUGAAAAGUUAUUUGUGCUAAGAAGUCAUAAAUAUUACACUACAUAUUCGCCAAUCAAAGAAAUAAAGUCGGAUUAAUUUCGUAUAUAAAAUUAA